AGAGAGAGAGUCUGGGUUAAUAAGACCUUCUGUUCUUAGCAACAGCACCACGCAGGACGUUUCUCCUACAGGUUUAUAACACACACCGAAGAUUCAUACUUUUAAUCCCUUGCAAUCAUGGACUGUCGAAACGAUGCGUCUGCUCCACCACAGGAUGAAGACAUCAUGGACAUCCCCCUGGACGACCCCGAGGCCAACAAGGCAGCUGCCAAGAUCCAAGCUGGCUUUCGUGGGCACAUGACCAGGAAGAAGAUGAAGGACGACAAACCCAGGGAGGAGGUGAGCAGCAGUGGCACCAGAGGGAGCGCUGAGGAGGCGCUCAGCAGCAACCGGCAGGACUCAGAAGCAACAGGUGCGGAAGUAGUAGGGGAAGAAGACAGGUCAACGCCCGAACAGUGAGGUCCCAGAGUCUGCCGGAGUGCCCAUCCCAUGUACUGCAAUAAGAACAGCUCCUUCGCCCAAGGCAAACAUCCAGUACACAAACUAACAGUAGUUUUAGGUCUGGGGCAUGUCUUUUGCUCUUUCACUUUUUCUUGCUUCCUAUCCAAUCAGGCAGGAUAUUGGUGAUCUAAACUAGCAUUUCCCAGCAUGCAUUAAAAACACACUCUUGCACUCAGUAAGAAGUAACUAGAUUUUAAAUGGGAACUGGUGAACUGCUUAGUACUAAAAAAAUGGCAUCAAUUAGCAAAUCGCUAACUAGUUAUUGCGAUAGUGUUUGUUUUUCCACUUAUUUGGCUUCAAUCAGACUUGCAAUAUAUCUAUGAUUAUGCAUCUACAUGACCGUACACAUCAAUACGUUUUCUAAAGUUAUAGUGUGUUUUC
This is a messenger RNA of Scleropages formosus (Asian bonytongue), 822 nucleotides long. It is a transcript of the gene nrgna, whose product is annotated as neurogranin (protein kinase C substrate, RC3) a. Gene Ontology annotation, molecular function: calmodulin binding. The coding region runs from base 118 to 399 and encodes 93 amino acids. The transcript is spliced from 3 exons. The record is from RefSeq and is a predicted model, not a curated record. Lineage: Eukaryota; Metazoa; Chordata; Actinopteri; Osteoglossiformes; Osteoglossidae.